Molecule: messenger RNA, 1566 nt
Organism: Cariama cristata (Red-legged seriema)
Lineage: Eukaryota; Metazoa; Chordata; Aves; Cariamiformes; Cariamidae
Gene: DUSP6
Product: dual specificity phosphatase 6
Exons: 2
Biological process (GO): negative regulation of ERK1 and ERK2 cascade; regulation of heart growth; positive regulation of apoptotic process
Cellular component (GO): cytosol; cytoplasm
Molecular function (GO): MAP kinase tyrosine/serine/threonine phosphatase activity; protein tyrosine/threonine phosphatase activity
Source: RefSeq, a predicted model, not a curated record
GUGGUUUCAGCAAGUUCCAGGCCGAGUUCGCCCUGCACUGCGAAACUAACCUAGACAGUUCGUGUAGCAGCAGCUCUCCUCCUUUACCAGUCCUGGGCUUGGGAGGCCUCCGAAUCAGCUCCGAUUCCUCAUCAGACAUUGAAUCUGACAUUGACAGAGACCCCAACAGUGCCACCGACUCCGACGGCAGCCCGCUCUCCAACAACCAGCCUUCCUUCCCGGUGGAGAUAUUACCCUACCUCUACUUAGGCUGUGCCAAGGACUCCACUAACCUGGACGUUUUAGAAGAGUUUGGCAUUAAAUACAUCUUGAAUGUUACCCCCAACCUGCCUAAUCUCUUUGAAAACGCCGGCGAAUUCAAGUACAAGCAGAUCCCCAUCUCUGACCACUGGAGCCAAAAUCUGUCUCAGUUCUUCCCCGAGGCCAUCUCCUUCAUAGAUGAAGCACGGGGGAAGAACUGCGGUGUCCUGGUGCAUUGCUUGGCGGGGAUCAGCCGCUCGGUCACAGUGACGGUGGCCUACCUCAUGCAAAAGCUCAACUUGUCCAUGAACGAUGCCUAUGAUAUUGUCAAGAUGAAGAAGUCCAACAUUUCACCCAACUUCAACUUCAUGGGUCAGCUACUGGACUUUGAGCGGACUCUGGGGCUGAGCAGCCCUUGUGACAACCGAGUGCCGAACCAGCAGCUGUACUUCACCACCCCUUCCAACCAGAACGUCUUCCAGGUGGAUUCCUUGCAGUCCACGUGAGCUCCCACCGCCUCCCUUCUCCUGUCCGUUUCAUGGGAUCACUCCUCAACGGUUUCUCUUUGGCAGUGAUAAAGAAAACGCAGCUUUCUCUUUUUCUGGCCUCUGCUAUCAAAAAGCAGCUGCCGGUGCAGGCUAGGAAAGGUUACACGGUGUGGAAUCGGCUCUUGCGAAGGGAGGGAAUGUGGUGAGCUCUCUGGGAAGGCCGGCGGCGAGCAGGGGGGCAGCGGGCCCAUCCCUGCUUGCCCAAAGGUUGAGGUCCGAGGACUUCCAGGGGCUUAGGGUCAGGCUGGACAGGCUGAGCGCGUGUUCUCUAAGGACUGGAACUGUCCUGCUUCCCUCUCUGCUUUCGGAUCUGUGACACAUAUCUUUUGUCUUCAGUGAAGACUGGUUAUUUUUGUUUGUUUGUUUUAAUUUAGAGGAGCCAAAGAAAGAGAUUUCAGCUUAGUGUAUUUGGAGUACUUGUUUGCCGGGAGCUCGGUAGUAUUCUACUUGAUCAAUGUAAAUAUUUAAUCUUAAAUCGAUUUGCAACUUUUUUUUUUUUAAAUUCACAUGUAUUCAAGAAAUCAAUCCAAGGGACAUCUGUGUUUUUGUUCUCUUCAUAAACUGCUUUAUUUGGGGUUUUUUUUUGUUUUGUUUUUAAAUUGCAAAGAAUAUAUUUGCAGCAUGCUUAAUUUUAUUGUUCAACUGAAGCAAGCUUUCCAUGAGGAAGAAAUGGCAGUGGUGAGAAGUUUGCAAAUCAUGUUUUGUGAGCAAGUACAGUCUCUUCUUUCAUAUAUCUUUCCUUCCUUGUGGUGAUUUUUUUUUUCCUCACACUCUUGAU